This is a messenger RNA of Strongylocentrotus purpuratus (purple sea urchin), 3189 nucleotides long. RefSeq lists its product as uncharacterized. Gene Ontology annotation, molecular function: DNA-directed DNA polymerase activity; DNA binding; nucleotide binding. The record is from RefSeq and is a predicted model, not a curated record. The transcript is spliced from 3 exons. Lineage: Eukaryota; Metazoa; Echinodermata; Echinoidea; Camarodonta; Strongylocentrotidae. Bases 1 to 3189 code for a protein of 1062 amino acids. Gene Ontology annotation, biological process: DNA replication.
AUGCACAAGCUCCGGGCAUGUACAUGCCUGGAAGAAGUAUCGAGUUUUCGUGAGGAAUAUUAUGAAGACCUUGAACCAGAACAACAUGCUUUGGUAUUUGCAAGGUCAUCCUACUUUUUGAGUUUGCAGGACUUGGAAGAUGGGAUUACCGAUGAUGAUUUAGUGGAUGUGUUCGUCGAGAACCAACAGCCCCCUCUCCCCCUAGCAACGCAGCACCAGCAAGGUCUUCCACAUGACGCAGCUACUCCAUGGCAACCAAAUUUUGAUGACGGCAUUUCCGAUGACCAUUUAAUGGAGAUGGACAUCAAUACAAAUAAGCCAUGUGACGCAACAUCAGUACCUGGCCCCUCUAACCGCCAACCAGCAGCAACAGCAGUGGCUGGACCCUCCCGCCAUCCAGCAUCAGCAGUGGCCGGACCCUCCCGACAACCACCAGCAGUGGCUGGACCUUCCCGUCAACCAAGAGCAGUGGCCGGACCCUCCCGACAACCACCAUCAGUAGCCGGACCCUCCCACAGUCAACCAAGAGCAGCAGCAGUAGCCGGACCCUCGUCUUUUCAUGUUGGGGGAUCUAAGAAACGUGUUGUAGAUGCACCGCCUGCAAGAGAACCCAAUCUCCCUACUCAUCACGUGACCAAAGUGAGUCAAAAACAUGUACGCAAAUACAAUGCUAAUGUAACUGAUUACACCGUUUCUUUCCAACCCAUAGAAAAUAACGGUCCCAUGAUAGAAAUGAUGCCACGCGUAAAUGAGAUGUUUGAAAAUAUCAUUGAAGAGAUGGUUGAGGGGGUAAAUGAUAGAGAUUUUGUUAGGAUUGUUUUCAAUUCCCCACAAUUAGAUAGACCCGUUAGUAUGCCAUUUGUAAGGAGGGAUCAAAUGAAUCACGAAGCAUUUGCAACCAAACUUGAGAAUACUAUUCAAUCGAAUGAUAAGGUAAGCUUGGACGAAACAGUCUCUUUCAACAUAUUACACAUGGCUAUGCCAAAUGGUGGUGGUUCCAAUGUGAAGUGCUUAACCAUCGAAGAGACAUUGUCCAGAAAAAGAUGCAUCAUCAGGAUGAAGAAUAAAGAUAACAUGUGUUGUCCAAGGGCUAUCGUAACUGGCAUUGCCCGGAUUGAAAAACACCCUAAUUUUGAGUCGAUCAAACGUGGUUACAAACAGCAAAGGGAAUAUGCCAUUGAGCUGUAUAAACAGGCCAAACUUCCAGAAAAUACCAAAUGUGGCAUCGAAGAGAUUAAACUCUUCGAAAAGACGGAAUUCAUGGCCGGUUUCAGGGUGGUGGUUGUUUCAAAAGAGCACUUAAACUUCAUUACGUAUGCUGGCCCCGAAGACAGGCAGCAUACCAUUUAUCUGUAUGUUCAUGACAAUCACUUUGAUCUCAUUACAUCAAUGGCCGCCUUCUACAACAAGUCAUAUUUUUGCCACGAGUGUUUGGUAGGAUACGACAAGAAACUCAGACACGACUGCAUUUUCCGCUGCAAACUUUGCAAGGGAGAUGACUGCCCCGCCUCCAAUGACCCCGAUUCCUACAAAUUGUGCAAAAAAUGUAACCGUAACUUUAAGAAUGCUCAUUGUUUGUCAAAUCACAAGCAACAUGGCGUAUGUGACCUGUACUUCAAAUGCCCCGAGUGUCAGAUUCUUUGUAACAGAGAGACGCUUAGAAAGCAUAAAGCCAAGCACAUUUGCGGCCAAACUUUCUGUCGAUUAUGCAAAAAGUAUGUUAAUCCAGGUCACAAAUGCUACAUUCAAAAAGAACCACAACGGGAAGAAAAGGAUGACUCUUCCGAUGAGGAGGAGGAUGAGGUUAGGCGCACAUUGACAAAUGAGGAGAUGGAGGAGUUAGGGCUUAAUAACGCAACGGAGAGAGUUAUGGUUGAUGAUGAUGAUGAUGAUGUUACUGACCCUGGUAGGAAAACCGCUGGUCUAAGAAAUCUCAAUAAAUACGUCUUUUUUGACUUUGAGUGCACCCAAGAAACGGGUCUGCAUGUUCCUAACUAUUGCGUGGCCCAUAGGGCAUGUAAGCAUUGUGCUGAAAAGCCAUUUGAAGAAGAGUGCAAACGCUGUGGGAAGUUAGAGGACAAGCAAAAGGUUUUCAAAGGUCCUAAUACCGGGGAUGAAUUCUGCGAGUGGGUAUUUGGAUCCAAAGAGAAUUCACGCUCUGUUUUCAUUGCUCACAAUUUCAAGGGGUAUGAUGGUGUUUUUAUCCAAGAUUAUCUCUAUCGGAAUUGCAUCAUCCCCAACCUCAUACUUGCUGGAGGGAAAAUCAUGAGCAUGGAUGUUUCAUUCAAUCAGAUCAAAUUCAUUGAUUCUUUGAACUUUUUUGCCAUGCCCCUUUCUGCUCUUCCCGCUACAUUUGGAGUGGAGGAAUUGAAGAAGGGUUUUUUUCCGCAUCUCUUCAAUACGACAGCCAACACUCAUUAUCAGGGGCCCGUACCAGAUGCCAAGUACUAUCAUCCAUCUGGCAUGUCGCCAAAAAAGAGGGAAGAAUUCCUUGAAUGGUAUGAGAAGGAGGUUGCAUCUGGAAAAGAUUUUGUAAUGGAGGAUGAAAUACAUGCCUAUUGUGUGAGCGAUGUUGACAUAUUGAGGCAAUGUUGCUUGAAAUUCCGGAGCAUGUUUCGAGAGAUCACCAAACUCAACCCAGAGGAUACGGGUGUUGACCCAUUCUCGAAAUGCAUCACCAUCGCUUCUGCGUGCCAUUUGGUGUAUCGGAGAAAUUUCUUAAAUGAAAACUCCAUCGGUGUCAUUCCUCCUCUUGGUUACGCACCAAAAGACAUGCAGUCUAACAAGGCAUUGAGAUGGUUGGCGCAUGUCGCGGAACAAGAGAAUAUCUACAUUCAGCACGCGAGAAAUGAAGGUGAAGUGAAAGUGGGUAGAUAUUACAUGGACGGUUAUUGCCUAGAAAACAAGACCGUGUACGAAUUCAACGGUUGUUUCUGGCACGGCUGUCAAAAAUGCUACUCAUUCAACACAGACAGUGGUCGACCUGGAGUGAAGAAAACGAUGGGGGAGCUAUACCUCGACACGCUCGAGAAAGAAAGGUGCGUACAAAACAUACUUAAAGAUUGGAAGUACGUUACGAUGUGGGAGUGCGACUGGAAAAAAGAAGAAAAUUCCAUCCCUCAACAUAUCAAGCAAAGGUCUACGAUUCGCGAAAAGUGUCCACUCGCCGAAACUUGUUUACUUUCGUGA